AUGGGCCCCACAGGGGGCGCGGCGAGGCCCGGGCGCUUCUUCGGCGUCUACCUGCUCUACUGCCUGAACCCUCGGCACCGGGGCCGCGUCUACGUGGGGUUCACGGUCAACCCUGCUCGUCGGGUGCAGCAGCACAACGGGGGCCGCAAAAAAGGCGGGGCCUGGCGGACCAGUGGACGCGGGCCCUGGGAGAUGGUGCUCAUCGUACACGGCUUCCCCUCCGCAGUGGCCGCCCUUCGGUUCGAGUGGGCCUGGCAGCACCCGCAGGCCUCGCGGCGCUUGGCGCACGUGGGUCCGCGCCUACGCGGUGAGGCCGCCUUCGCCUUCCACCUGCGCGUGCUGGCGCACAUGCUGAGCGCGCCGCCCUGGGCGCGCCUCCCGCUCACCUUGCGCUGGCUGCGCGCCGACUUCCGCCAGGAUCUCUGCCCGCCACCGCCGCCUCACGUGCCGCUGGCCUUCGGGCCUCCGCCGCCCCGGGCCUCGGCCCCGAGGCGCCGCGCGGCUGACACCGAGUCCGAGCUGGAGCACGACGCCGAGACCCGCUGCACCCUGUGCGCGCGCGUGCUCCAGGAUGAAGACCCCCUGUGUUGCCCCCACCCUGGCUGCUCCCUGAGGGCCCAUGUGAUCUGCCUGGCAGAGGAGUUCCUGCAGGAGGAGCCAGGGCAGCUUCUGCCCCUAGAGGGCCAAUGCCCUGGCUGUAAGAACUCACUGCUGUGGGGAGACCUGAUCUGGCUGUGCCGGAUGGGCACCGAGGAGGAAGAGGAGGACUCGGAAUUAGAAGAGGAACACUGGACCGACAUGCUGGAGAUCUGAUCCUCAGCGUCCCCAGCCUCUGCCCACUCCUUUUCUGUGCCACGCCCUGUGGGUCUGGGCAGUUUUUACUUGAGUACAAUAAAAAGUCUGAGUUAAGGUA
Molecule: messenger RNA, 913 nt
Organism: Balaenoptera acutorostrata (minke whale)
Lineage: Eukaryota; Metazoa; Chordata; Mammalia; Artiodactyla; Balaenopteridae
Gene: SLX1A
Product: SLX1 homolog A, structure-specific endonuclease subunit
Exons: 6
Coding region: 1-813 (270 amino acids)
Biological process (GO): double-strand break repair via homologous recombination
Cellular component (GO): Slx1-Slx4 complex
Molecular function (GO): crossover junction DNA endonuclease activity; 5'-flap endonuclease activity
Source: RefSeq, a predicted model, not a curated record